Molecule: messenger RNA, 2848 nt
Organism: Myzus persicae (green peach aphid)
Lineage: Eukaryota; Metazoa; Arthropoda; Insecta; Hemiptera; Aphididae
Product: zinc finger MYM-type protein 1-like
Exons: 3
Coding region: 350-2767 (805 amino acids)
Molecular function (GO): protein dimerization activity
Source: RefSeq, a predicted model, not a curated record
UAAAAAAUAUAUUAUAUAUUUGUACCUUGUAGCAACUAUGUGUCUAUGUUCUAUUUAGGUACCUAUAUGACUAUAUUUAUUUUAUUUUGUUUAAAUGUAUUAAUAGUAUUCCCAGAUGAUCCAAGUUCCAGUGUAAAUUGUGACGAGCCAGUAGAACAGAUCAUGCAUAACUCGAGCUUUUUAAAAGAAACUGUAUUCCCAGAUGAUCCAAGUUCCAGUGUACAUUGUGAUGAGCCAGUAGAACAGAUUAUGUCUUACUCAAGUUGUUUAAAUGAAACUGGUAGGUACAAAUGUUUAUAUUAAUGUUAUUUUAAUUGUAACAAAACAACUUUGAAUAUCUAUUUUUUUAAUGUAUUACCUUGUUACAGAACGGCCAAACACUUUAUCAUUUGAUCCAAAGUUAUUUACUUUGGUAAAGAAUUUAUCAAUUGAAGAAAAAAUGUCUUUAAUUCGUAAACCAUUUCAGCCUGAGAAGCAUGAACUUCCUGGUGGAAAUUUUCCUCAAGAGCAUGGACAUCGUUUUAAUAGUAAUCAGUAUUAUAAAUCUUUGCCAAAUGGUGGUCGUCUUUGGAGGGAUUGGUUGAGCUAUUCUCUGAGUAGUAAACGAUUUUAUUGUUUACACUGCAUGUUCUUUGGGAAAAAUGCUCAAAAAUCUUGGAUUUAUGAUGGAUUUCAUGCAUGGCAACGUCUUAUGGAUAUAAGUGUACAUGAAAAAACAGAAGUUCAUAUCAAUGCUUCAAUUGUUGUAAAAAUGAAAUGUUCAUCAAUGGCUGUUCUUCCACAAAUGUAUGCAAGUAAAAGAAAUCAAGUAGCAGAAAAUCGUGAAAUAGUUCAUAUUUUAAUUGACAUAAUACUGUUUCUUGGACAACAUUCUUUACCAUUUCGGGGUCAUCGAGAAGGCUGGUCUGAGCAAAUAAAAGGCAAUUUUAAAGACUUGGUAAAACUUUUAUGUAAAUUUUCUCCUACCUUGGCUGUUUAUAUAGAUCGUCUUCAAAUACAUGGAAGAAAUCAAAUUAACUUCAUCUCAUGGCAGAGACAAAAUCAAUUGAUAAAUUCUGUUUCAAAAUGUAUAAAAAAAUCUGUAAAAAAAGAGUUAGAUCGUAACAAUUUUUUUAGUGUUUCAAUUGAUACCACGUUUGAUAGCUCUAGAAGAGAACAACUGGCAUUUAUAAUUCGUUAUGUUUGUAUAAUUGAACAUUCUCCAGUUAUACGAGAACGUUUAUUUGGACUUAAAGAAACAUCUAAUACCACCGGUAGACAAUUAUUUUCCGUGUUCCAAGAUAUAUGCAUAGAAAAUGAUUUGGAUUGGAAAUUGCUGCUUGUUGGUCAAUCAUAUGAUGGAGCCAGCAACAUGCGGGGUGAAUAUGAAGGACUACAAGCUUUAAUCAGAGAAAUAAACCCAGCAGCGAUUUAUACAUGGUGCUAUGCACAUAGGCUUAGUUUGGUUGUUGUUCAAAUGUCAAGCUGUUCAGCUAAUGCAGUUGAUACAUUUGGGAAUCUUGAGCAGUUGUAUGCACUGAUUUCAACAAGUAAAAAGCGCGUAGCGAUAUAUGAAAAUAUGCAAAAAGAAAAAAAUCCUAAAGCAAGAGUGCAUAGACUUAAAAGAGUAGAAACCACUCGUUGGAUGUCAUACUCAUCAGCACUGAACACAGUAUUAUUAACAUACGACAUAGUUAUUAAUACAUUAGAACAGAUCAAAAUAACUGAAAAUGCAGACUUCAAAGCCAGAUCUAAAGCUACGGGCUUAAUAGAUUUCUUUUUGUCAGAAAGAUUUGUUUUGACAGCAAUCUGUUAUAAAAAUCUAUUCAAUAUUUUAGACCCAGUAACAAAAAUGUUUCAAAGUCAAGAUAUUGAUUUACUAGGUGCAGUAAAUAGUCUUCAAGCAGUCUCGAGCAGCAUCAAACGCUUGAGGUCAGAUGAUGCAUUUAACGACUUGUGCAAUGAAGCAACAAAAUUUAUGAAUAAAUCGGAGUUUACAUUCACUUCAUUACCAAUACAGCGUAGUAGAAAGAAAAAGUUAUUGUCUGGUGAAACAACUAAAGACCAUACAUUUAUUGAUCCUAAAUCCCACUAUAAAAUUAAAACAUACUUAAUUGCAAUAGAUUCAGCAAUUACUUGUAUUGAAGAACGCUUCCAUUCAAAAUCUCAAGAAUUAUUGAAAGAUAUUUCUUUAUUUUCUGUUUCAGUUCUGAAAAAAACAAAAUCUGACCCUAAUACAUUACCAAAUGAUGCAUUUAAUAAAUUUUGUAAUUUGUACAGCAAAUUUAUUAAUCAUACAGAGUUAAAAAAAGAAUAUAUAGAAUUUUCAAAAUUAUUUUCUUAUUUUGAAUCUACUAUGAUAGGUUCUCAAUGUUUACAUCCUAGUUCUGCAACUAGUGAUGAUAAAGAAAGUUCUUCAGAUUUAGAAGACAGCGAUGAAGAAGAAGAAAAAGAAGAUACUGUUGGUCUAAAAAAAAACAAUAGCCAAAAUUUGGGAACACUUCUUCACGUAUUUAAGGUAUGUCAUACUUCCGGAUUACAGAGCAUUUUCCCGACAUUAUACAUGGCUCUUCAAAUCGCAUGUACACUACCAGUGUCUAGCACAACACCAGAGCGGACGUUCUCUAAAUUAAAAAUUGUUAAAAACCGAUUGAGGACAACAAUUAGUCAGGACCGCUUAGAGCAAUUAAUGAUUAUUUCUUGCGAAUCUGAUAUUGAUAUAGAUCAUAAUCAAGUUGUAGAUGAGUUUGCCAGUACUACAUCUGUAUUAUCAAAACAUCUAACCUAAUGUUUGGUAUUUUGGUAAACUGAAAUUAUAAUUUUUUAUUUUUUAUUUUAUGAAUAAAAAUCUCAAUAUGUUUUCAUAUUU